Messenger RNA from Eufriesea mexicana, 2347 nucleotides. RefSeq names its product nuclear hormone receptor 3 ROR-beta (gene Hr3). The transcript is spliced from 9 exons. Gene Ontology annotation, biological process: regulation of transcription by RNA polymerase II. Bases 241 to 2121 code for a protein of 626 amino acids. NCBI's taxonomy places the organism in Eukaryota, Metazoa, Arthropoda, Insecta, Hymenoptera, Apidae. The record is from RefSeq and is a predicted model, not a curated record. Gene Ontology annotation, molecular function: zinc ion binding; RNA polymerase II cis-regulatory region sequence-specific DNA binding; nuclear receptor activity. Gene Ontology annotation, cellular component: nucleus.
ACAUUGUAUACGGAAGAUAUUACGGAAGAUAUUGGAGUGACACGUGGACCGAGGAUACAACCGAGAUAGAUUCUGCGCUCUCACCUCGAAACGCGGACGGUGGAGCUCGACGAAGACGUCCUUUCGGGUGGCGUCGCGAAGCGCCGCAGCGGAUGUUACGCCGGGCUGGUAAAGGGCGCCGGGUGAUCUACGGGAGUAGCAGCCUGGAAGUGACUAAAGGCCAUCACCACGGCGUUCAACAUGUUCGAGAUGUGGAGCGCGGUGAGUUCCAAGUUGGAACACUCCGCGACCUCCUCGGGCUCGCCGUUACCUCUGACCUCGCACGCACCGCAGACGCCCCAUACCUCGUCCGGGAGCAUAAAAGCCCAGAUCGAAAUAAUCCCGUGCAAGGUGUGCGGCGACAAGAGCAGCGGCGUUCAUUAUGGCGUGAUCACCUGCGAGGGCUGCAAAGGCUUCUUCAGGCGGUCCCAGUCGUCGGUCGUCAACUAUCAAUGUCCGCGGAACAAGAAUUGCGUGGUCGACCGUGUAAACAGAAACCGGUGCCAGUACUGUCGGUUGCAAAAGUGCCUACGCCUCGGCAUGUCCAGAGAUGCCGUUAAAUUCGGGCGCAUGUCGAAGAAGCAGCGGGAGAAGGUCGAGGACGAAGUUAGGUUCCACAAGGCACAAAUGAGAGCGGCCUCGGAGACGGCGCCCGAUAGCAGCGUGUUUGAACAUCAGACCCCGAGCAGUUCGGAUCAGCAUCACCCUUUCAACGGCGGGUACACGUAUGGCGGCAGCGAAUACGCUUCCCCCGGCCCCGGCACGGGUGGGUCGGGUUAUUACAAUCAUCAAGCGAUGACGAACUACGAGCUUAGCGCCGACUACGUCGACAGCACCACGACCUACGAUCCACGACCGACGCAGACGCAGGUCGCGGACACUGUCGCCCCUGAUACACCCUCCGCUGUCACCGCGACUGGGGUACUUCCCAGCGUGGUCACCACCGGGAAGUCGCUGUCUGCCUCGACGACCGGAAGCAGCACGGGGGGUAGCGGUGGCGGUAGUAGCGGCGGCGGAGGCGGUGGAGGCGGUGGUGGCGGUGGUAACGGUGGUGGAUCCGGUGGUGGUGGCUCGGGUGGUGGAGGGAGCGGUUCUGGGAGCGGCGGUGGUGCGGCCGCCGGUGGCGGUGGCGGUGCCGGUUCCCUGAGCGGUGGUGGAAUCGUUGCUGUGAAGCAAGAGACCACCGUCGAACUGGCCAGCUUGGGCCACGGCUCGUACACGAUGGUCGACUCGACGACCUUUCUGAGCGGUCAGCAACAGAGGGUCAGCAAUCCAUCCGAGGACGACGAAGUGCCGAGUCUGCCCAGUAUGUCCCAUGCGAGAUAUCCGGCACAGAUCAGCGAGCUGCUCUCAAAAACGAUAGCGGAUGCACACGCAAGAACGUGUCUGCUGUCGACGGAACAGAUACAGGAGUCUUUCCGGAAGCAGCACGACCUCUCCAGAUUGAUCUACUACAAGAACAUGGCGCACGAGCAGCUCUGGCUCGAGUGCGCCCAAAAACUAACCACCGUUAUCCAGCAGAUCAUCGAGUUCGCCAAGAUGGUUCCUGGAUUCAUGAAGCUCUCGCAGGACGACCAGAUUGUUCUAUUAAAGGCUGGUUCCUUCGAGUUGGCUGUGCUACGUAUGAGCAGGUACCUCGAUCUCCAGCAGAACUGUGUCCUCUACGGUGACACCAUGUUACCACAGGACGCGUUUUACACGACAGACACGGCGGAAAUGAAGCUUGUUUCUUGCGUGUUUGAGUUGGCCAGGAGUAUUGCCGAAUUGAAGCUUACGGAAACAGAGCUGGCUCUUUACAGUGCAGCGGUUCUCCUUAGUCCCGAUCGGCCGGGGCUGAAAGGGCUCGCGGAAAUCACGAGACUGUCGCAGGCGGUGAUCAGGGCGCUGAGGUCGGAGCUGGAUCGUAACCACGUGUCGCCCAUAAAGGGCGACGUGACGGUGUGCGACGCGAUCCUCGCGAAGAUCCCGCAGCUCCGGGAGAUAUCGCUGUUGCACAUGGACGCCCUGGCGAAGUUCAAACGGUCGCAGCCGCACCUCGAGUUCCCGGCCCUUCACAAAGAGCUUUUCAGCGUCGACAGCUGAACGAUCGACGCGGCGCAGGGCGUCCCGACGCUGACGAACAAAGCGGUACGCGAGUAGCGCCGGGCCUUGCUCUGUCAAGACCUGCGCAACCCGAUUUCACGAUUGCCCAAACAACCGACUUCGUUUGGACGCUCGUUGUGCUUCGGAUCUUGAAUUUACACGCGAGCGGAGGCCGGCUUUGAAAAAGUCGGCAUCCUCGAGCGGGGAAACAAGUAACUGCGAUUUU